Messenger RNA from Diplodia corticola, 3111 nucleotides. Its product is annotated as peptidase family m28 family. Lineage: Eukaryota; Fungi; Ascomycota; Dothideomycetes; Botryosphaeriales; Botryosphaeriaceae. The record is from RefSeq and is a predicted model, not a curated record. Gene Ontology annotation, molecular function: metalloexopeptidase activity. The coding region runs from base 1 to 3111 and encodes 1036 amino acids. The transcript is spliced from 2 exons. Gene Ontology annotation, biological process: proteolysis.
AUGGCUCGCCGACUCGGGAACCCGUUUGCCUUCACCCCGGCCCCCGUGACUUUCUUUGUUUGCGUCAUCUAUCUGGCCGUCGUCGCCUCGCUGCUCGUCGUCCACCAUGUCGUCCCGCCCGCGCCCAAGUCCCAGACCCCCGCCCGCGGCAUCAACCUGACCGAGUCGUGGAGGGAUCUGCAGUAUCUGUCCGCCGGCCACCACCCCUACAACUCGCACCGCAACGACGACGUCCGCAACUGGCUGCUGAUCCGCAUCGAGGAGAUCCUGGCCCGCAAUGCCAUCAGCUACUCCACCAAGGGCUUCCACGCCGCCAAGGCCUCGCCCGUCGUCCUCUACAACGACAUGGUCUCGAACGUCACUUUUUCCAGCUCCAACACGAGCGUCUACUUCGAGGGCACCAACGUCAUGGUCUACAUCCGUGGCUCCGAGGACGUCCCCGACGACGUCGAGAGCUCCGGUGUUGGUGGCGUGCUUGUGAAUGCUCACUACGACAGCGUUUCCACCGGCUUUGGCGCCACCGACGAUGGCGUUGGCGUCGUCACCGUUCUGCAGCUGAUUUCCUACUUCACCACCAAGGGAAACCAGCCAAAAAAGGGCAUCGUUGCGCUUCUCAACAACGGCGAGGAGGACUGGCUGAACGGCGCCAAAGCCUUCACCGAGCACCCCCUGUCUUUCUUCCCCCACACUUUCCUGAAUCUUGAAGGUGCUGGUGCCGGAGGCCGCGCCACUCUUUUCCGCAGCACCGACACCCAAGUCACCCGCUUCUACAAAAAGGCCAAGAACCCUUUCGGGAGCGUCAUUUCCGCCGAUGGCUUCAAGAGGGGCCUGAUCCGGAGUGGCACCGAUUACUCCAUCUUCACUGCAGACAUGAACAUGCGCGGUCUUGAUGUUGCCUUCAUGGAACCCCGCGCUCAGUAUCACACUGUCGAGGAUGCCGCCAGGGACACCUCUCCUGAUUCCGUGUGGCACAUGCUGUCUGCCGCGCUUGAGACGAUGAAAGCUCUCACCUCUUACACCGGAACUGAAUUCGAAGGCGGGCCAGACGGCACCGGCAAGGGGACCAACGGCGUCUGGUUCGAUCUCUUUGGCGAGGUCCUUGCCAUAUUCGAAUUGCACACCCUCUUCGCCUUCUCUGUGACAUUACUUGUCGUCACCCCUCUGGUCUUUAUCGGACUUACCGCCAUCUUGGUCAGCGUUGACAAGUGGUACCUUUUCGCGAGGAAGAAGUAUCUUCAUUCGUCGGAUGACGACGACGCGUACCCGCUUUACGGCUGGCGAGGCUUCUUCCGCUUUCCAAUUGCAUUUGUUUUCGCGACGGCUGCCGUCAUUGGCCUGGCCUACCUAAUUACGAAAGUUAAUCCUAAUAUAGUGUACAGUAGCGAAUAUUCUGUCUGGAGCAUGAUGCUCUCUGCGUUCUUCUGCAUUUCUUGGUUUAUUCUCCGUGGCGGGGCUGCCAUGCGUCCGUCGGCACUUACCCGCAUCUAUGGACUACUUUGGAUCUACGCCGGCGCUUUCGUACUCCUGGUUCUUGCAACGGUUGCCGAGAACAAUUUCCACUUGGCCGGCAUUUACUUCAUUGUAAUUUACUUUGCUUCGGCCUUCUUCGCUCUACUAAUUUCCUACCUGGAGCUCUUCGCACUGCCGAAGAAGAAGACCUAUGUCCAGUAUGUUGUAGAAACAUCCGACAGCCCCGGAAGCCGUACUCCAGGAAGCAUCAGGACCUCUCUUACGCCCAUCAGUAGUCGACCGCUCACGGCUGCUACUGCCGUAGCAGACCCGUCAUCCCAUCACAAGAUCAGAGACGAUCGCCGGAACAGCAACGAAGACGACGAUGCGACGGAGACGACAUCUCUUCUGCGCAGUGAGCAAAACCCCCGCACUUUCAGCCGCGGUUACGGUGGCAGCAGGCAUGGCAGCAGGCGUGCUUCCCUUGACGCACGAUCCGUCCUCUCCGUCUCGACGAACCGGCGACGCUUCCUCCACCCCGAACCCACCUUUCCCGGGGAGCAAGCUUGGAGUAGCAGGCUGCCCCGCUGGACCUGGUUACUGCAGCUGCUUCUGCUAGUGCCCAUCAACGUCAUUCUUGUCGGACAAGUCGGCCUUCUCAUCACUAGCGCUCUUCACCAAACGUUAGCAGAUGGCUCUUCGGCGCUGACAGUGUACCUUCUCAUCGCCGUCUUUGGUGUUCUCCUCCUUGUCCCCGUUCUCCCAUUCCUCCACCGCUUCUCGGUCCGCAUCCCCACCUUCCUCUUCCUUGUCUUCGUCGGAACCCUUAUCUACAAUCUCGUUGCCUUCCCCUUCAGCCCGGCAAACAAGCUCAAGGUCUAUUUUAUUCAACGCGUUGACCUCGACACGGGUAUGAACGAAGCCUCACUCACCGGCCUCGACGGCUUUGUUCAACCCAUCAUCGCACAGCUGCCCUCAGCCGCCGGUCAGCAGAUUGAAUGCGGCCCACCCGAUACCGCGAGCCGCGCCGGCCUCAUCAAAUGCUCCUGGAACGGUCUCACUCCGCUCGUGGUGCCGCGCGAUGACCAUUCCAAGCACCCAGUGCCGCCCGGUAACGACCUCAAAUACCUUUCCAGCUGGGUGCAAUUCAACGCCAGUCGCACAAGGCUCGAUGAGGAUGACGAAUCGGUCAUGGUUGACUCGACAACAAUGCCAAAUACGGCGACCAUCGACGUCGUCGGGCGCAACACGCGCUCCUGUCGCCUCUUCUUCGACCCGCCUGUCACUGACCUGCGCGUGCGCAACGCUGGCGAAAACCAGAGCAGCCGCUACCCGCGAACCGGCCCCACGGGCGCCAACGAGCUGCGGCUCUGGAGCCGCGAGUGGGAGCAACCCUUCACCGUCGAUGUUGGCUGGGACGCCAGCGACGGGCAGGAGGGCAGCCACUGCGGUCGCAGGCGGUGCCGGAGUCACAGCGGCGAUGACGAGAGCGGUGAUAGGUUCAGAGGAUUGGACGGCAAGGCGCAGUGCAUCUGGAGCGAUGCAAAUGAGAAGGGGAUGAUCCCCGCACUGGAUGAGCUCAUGGCGAAUAUACCCAGAUGGGCGAUCGUGAGUAAGUUGGCAGAUGGGUUGGUUGAGGGCACGAAGAGAUUCGCGCUUUGA